Messenger RNA from Alternaria conjuncta, 4761 nucleotides. RefSeq lists its product as uncharacterized. The record is from RefSeq and is a predicted model, not a curated record. The transcript is spliced from 4 exons. Lineage: Eukaryota; Fungi; Ascomycota; Dothideomycetes; Pleosporales; Pleosporaceae. The coding region runs from base 1 to 4761 and encodes 1586 amino acids.
AUGGAACCACCUUCUAUCCCUCCUACUGUUGUCCCAUCUCAGGCCACUGAUGUACCAGGCUCAGACAAUGUGACUGCCAAGGUCCCGAUCUCGCCCCAAAUGGCUGCGCCCCCUAAAGUUCCCACCAUGGCACCAUCAGCUCCACUAACCGCUCCUACUGCGCCAUCAGGUGUUGCGAAGUCGCCUCCACAAGGCCCUGCUGCACGACCGCGUGCACCACCCACAGCUCCUCAAGCGGCACGAGUCAACGUUUCUCCAUCGUUCUCAAGGGCAACUCUACCACAGUACACUCCUCGAGAUGCAUCUCCCAGUGCGAAUCCUUCAGGGUUUGGUCCGCGUAAUGGUGGCGGAGGAGGCUCUACGAUCAACACGUCCCCGCAAAGCUUACCAGCGAAUAUACCUACGGGCCCCAAAGCUGACCGCACUCCGAUGGCUCCUAGGCCGCUUUCAUCCUAUCCGCAAUCGGACAGGCCGGGCUUUCCUCCCGCUAGAGGCCCAUUGAGCGGCGGUCCCAAGAGCAUGCAAUGGGUACGGCCUGGAUUUAAUUCGAGCCGACCGUCGGUGCCAACCAAGCGCGAAUUCCCGGCUGAGGAUCGUGAACGACCGUUCGGUACUGCCCCUAAAGCCCCUCGACUCGAGCAUAGCGUCUCUGCUGCACAGAUCCAGCGUAAUUCGCAAGCAAAAUCAGUAUCGCCAUCAUUUUCACGCAUUCAAACCGACAUCGAAAGACCGAGAGAACGUGCGGUAUCCGCAGAGCGUCCUGUGGUUCCCCCACCUAAACCUACUCCGAUCGAGACUAGGCGACACUCUGAUGUCGUCAUGGCAGAAGCGUCACCUCGAAUGGCCAAGCCACCCAUGUCGGCUGCGUCGUCCGCCCCGGAAGCUCUGCAAGACUCUGACGAUGACCUUGAUCUUGACGAGGAUGACUUCGCUGAGUCUGAGGCGAAAUACAACCGAGAGCGAGCACGUCUAGAGGCCAAACGGGUCGAUUUGAGUGCUCCGCAUUUGCGCGCUACAACUCCCUUGCAAGAAAUUGUUCUGCUGUCAUGCCUCAAUGUCGAGCAUCUCCCUCAGACACAGCCAGAUGUGGUGUCCGUCGAAGAGACAAGCACACCCUUUCCCCAGGAGCAGGAAGAGUCACAUCUUUCACCUGUGCAAGCACGUCCUAUGGAACCAACCACUACUCAACCCGCUCCAGAGAGUAUCACGGCAGAUCUACCGACACCUAAGGCGGAAGAGUCCGAGGAUGUCGAGAUGGAAGACAAAGAGGAGACUGAAGAGAGGUCGGCUGCACCCGCAACGAUGGCGCUUCGCCUACGACGUGAAACCUCUGCAGAGCAGGAAACCUUACCCGACCUCAGUUUGUUGCCCUAUCUAGGCUCAGGCCCACCAACGCCUCUAUCGGACAUUGGGCAAGACCGACCAAACCUAUCUGACGAUAUCAUGAACGCCAUUCGAAGCAAACUACGCAAGAGCAUCGAGCCUGAGCUUAACACUGAUCAGAUUCUCGAACGAUACGCAGCUGCGUAUAGAGCGUGGCGUGUGUCCAUCCGUCCCUUGGACGAAGAGCGCGAUCAAGAUGAUCAGGAUAGACAGCCGUCAGCCGAACCAACAAUGAAGGCCGUCACUCCCGAUGUACAAAAUGCUGCGAUGACAGGGAUUCUGGAUGGGUCGCUCGCUCCUACAGGCCGGAGGAGCCACGCGAGUCGAUGGGCUACUGAGCUUGAUCUGGAAGCUGUCAUCAAAGAGUCUUUGAAGACCGCCGAAGAGGAAAAGCUAGGGAAGAAAGACAAAGAGCCACGCAAAGCCAUGGCUGAUCCGGAGAAGGAGGCCGAUCUACCAUUGGAACUUACCGAGGCAGAGGCUCAGCGCAGAAGAUUCAUCGACACUAACUUCCAACGCGAACCCGGUCAAGGAAUCUUUGUGUUUCACUAUGAGCCGCCAGAGGAUGACUUCACCCCCGAGGAACACAGGGUCAUGGUACACAACUACAAGGAUCAAUACGCAAAGAAGUGGGGUAAGCUGGCCGAAGUUCUUUACAAAGAAGUUGGAACCGAACGUACCUACAAGGAUUGUAUCAAUCAUUACUAUGCUACCAAAUGGGGCAGAGAAUACAAGGGUAAACUCCGCAAAGCUCGGGCUCCCAGGAAGCGUGGUGGAGCCGUUGGUCGUGGUCGUGGAGCUAUCGCCAACAUGGACCGACCCGAAGGACCAGGAGAGGACGGUUUGCCCUUACCAGUCACUGAGACUGGGCGACCUCGACGCCAUGCGGCACCCAAAUUUGGCCCAACCGAAACUGAGUUCGACCCGAUCACAGGAAUGCCCAUACCAGGCCGAGCACGCAGGCAAACCGACGCCGACGACACGCAAGAAAAGGCCAUGCGGCGUGGAAAACCGGCGAAGGACAAGGUUGGCCGGAAGGCGAAGAAUACGCCACUCGCGGCCGUUCCUAUGGGCUCACCUGUCAAGGUCGAUCGCAAGGACAAGAACAUGGGAGUCAAGAUGGAGGACGACCUUGGCAAGCGGCCCAUGAAUGACAUGCCAAUACCCAUGCCACUUAUCCCUAUGGAGGAUCAGAUGAUGCUGGCCGGAGAUUUGCAGCAGCUUUCUGGCCUGCCUGGCAGUCUUAUGGAUCGACCGAAGACACAGGCUGGUGCAAGACCUGGCCCAUCUAGCUACUGGUCCGUCUCCGAGUUACAAGACUUCGAUAAGAAUGUUGCACACUUUGGCACGGACUGGAUUGCAAUUGCCAACCAUAUGGGCACCAAGACGCACACUAUGAUCAAGAACCAGUAUCUACGUCUUGUCGAAAGUGGCAAACUAGACUUGGAGCAGACAGCAAAAGAGGCAGAUGCUCGAAGGGAACGAGGUGAUGAUCUAGGUCCACCGCCAACACCGACUCCAGCACCCAAGAGACGAUACGAGAGCACACAAGCGGGACCUAUCCGCCCCAUCGCACCUACGCCUGAACAUGGGUCUCCGCCUCCGAACCCGCUUGUGCACCCAAAAUUAUCUCCUCCGCAUUCAACCCCUUCUUCGAGAUUCUCCACUAUCGCCCAAGCACCUGUGCAGAGCAAGCCCAUGGUGCCUCCACCCGGAUAUUCUGCCCUACCAGAGACUAGCCUGGCGUCUGUACCCUCGAUACCACCACAGCAGUCGCCGCCCGCUCCCCCUCAGCGUGCACCACCGCAGCAUCAUCACCAACACUCCAUGUCGCAGCAUAAGUCGCAGCCGCAAGGGCCACGAGCUGGAUACUUCUCCGAAGACCUACCCCCACGUUUCGAGUCCCGGCCACCUUCACAACCUGCAGGCAACCAACAGGCACACCGGCCAUUGCAACAACAUGCGCCUCCGCAGCCUCGCGUUCAAGAGCAACACCACUCGCCUCUCUAUCGUGGACUUCACUUUCAGGAGCGAGACGUUGCAGGUAGACCUGAAGUUCAGCAGGAGCAGGAGGCUCAGCGCCGGUUCCAUGAGCACACCCGUCGCAUCUCACAGGAGAUGUCACAGCAUAGACCGUUUGCUCCCGGUGGUGCACCGCCGAUCAUGCCGCCACAUCCUCAGCGCGGCCCACCACCUAUGCAAAACACACCUCCACCUGCAGUAACAAAGCCGGCUGUCGAACCACGCAAGUCUAACUUGAUGUCCUUACUGAAUGACACCGAUCCCGAGGAGCCCAGACGUAAGAAGCCAAGCGAACAAGGUCCGCCAUCGCAUACCUCUACACCUCUGCAAUCAGCACCAAUCGCGCCUCCUCCUCCCACGACGCAAAGCUACUCGUCAUCGUCAAGACGUCCGCUCUAUGAAGAUUCUAUGGCUGCUCAAUCUCCGUAUACCCGUCCAGCCUCGUAUGCUCAGCAGUCUUCACUUGCAAACGCAACGUCAAACAGGCCAAUUGACUUGACUGAGGACAAGCCAUCAAUUCUGCAGCCGAACCCAUACGCCCAAGUUGAUCCGCCGGGCAGUGGUGUCCCGCCACCUGGACCUAUGGGGAUGCGGCCCAGUCCGCACCUGUCGACAAGCCACAUAGCACAGCAGCAGAGGGACUCAUCCGGACGCAACGAUCAUUCGCAGGCCUCAAACGCAAACCUAUCGUACUCGAACCCACAAACGCCCAACGAGCAUCCAGCCCACCCUUUUCAAGGGUUGAGUAGACUGACGGAGCCUUAUCGUCCUCGCGAUCCUCGUGAGGCCCACGAUUUUGAUCCUCGUCACUCGGAUCGCGACACCAGCCGUCCUCCAAUGCACGAAGAUCUGCGAUACCAACCCCAAGAUCGGGGAUACCUCUCGCAACGCUCACAGACUCCGCUUUCUAGGCCGGAGCACGGCCAGCCUCCACCUUUGCAGCAUCCUCCGCACUCGUCUCUCGGAGUAGCGAACCACUCUCUUUAUGGCCAGCGCCCUCCCGAGGAACCACAACAUCACUUCAUGCGCAACCCUCGUGAUCGCAGCAUGACGGACCGUAUCCGCGAGGAGCAAGCCCAAGCUCAAGCUCAACACCAGGCAGCGAUGAAUCGAGAAGAGCAUAUGCGAAGAGAGGCUGAACAAAACUCAAGAGAACGUGAGAUGCGCGAACGAGAUGCACGAGAUGCGCACUACAGGGACAGCAUCAUGCGAGGAAGACAAGAUAUGAGGGGUCCACCGCCGCCACAACCCAGUUCAGGGCCAGGAUCAAUCCACGACCCUCGGCCACCUACAGGACCUAUGGACUGGACGAGCGGUGUAAGGCAUCCGCAGGACCGUGGUCCAUGGCAACGCUAG